This is a messenger RNA of Dermatophagoides farinae (American house dust mite), 2352 nucleotides long. RefSeq lists its product as uncharacterized. The record is from RefSeq and is a predicted model, not a curated record. Lineage: Eukaryota; Metazoa; Arthropoda; Arachnida; Sarcoptiformes; Pyroglyphidae. Gene Ontology annotation, cellular component: cytoplasm. Gene Ontology annotation, molecular function: ubiquitin-protein transferase inhibitor activity.
UAUAGACAAUCCUCCUGUUGCUGAUGUUUGAUUAAUUGAAUCAAAGUGUUAUGAAUUUUUAAAACAAUGUCUGAUCUAUUGACAACGAUGCCAUCUUCUACCGAUCUGAAUGAAUCUUCAUUGAAUAAUUCAGAGGAUAAAAAAGAUUCCAUAUUGCAACUAUUUCAAUAUGAUCUGGAUCGUCAUCGUAUGCGUGAAGUUUGGGACAUGUUCAAUCGAGUUGUCGUUACAGAAAUACAUAAUAAUGGUUCAUAUAUCGUAUGGGAUCUAGUACCGAUCAUAUGUCAACGUCUUCGUGGCCUAAGUGAAUUUCGUUUCAAAACAUUUAGCAUGUGUCGACAAAUUCUGCUCGAUCUAUGUGAAAUUUGUAAUCCAAAAGAGCUUUUGAUUAUUUAUCUAUCGGAGCUUGAAAAUGAUUUAAAUAUAACCAGAUAUUCGAAACGUAAAGAUCCGAAUCAAGAACAGCCAUCAUCAUCUUCGACCGCUGUGAAUGAUGAAAAUGACGAUGAUGUGGAAGAUAUUGAAAUAACCGAUAGUAAUUGUUUCAAAGCAUUACUCAAACCAUUUGAAGUGAUUCUAUUGAAAUUACCGAAAAAACGAAAUGAAACAUUGAAAUCAGUGUUGAGCUCGCUGAACGAACACAUAAGUAGGCUAUCAUUAAGUUCUAUUACCAAAUAUAAUCCCGAAACUGAUGAUCGUUUUAAAUUAAUGCUUGAUCCGGUGGUAAAUAACCUUAAUUCUGUACUAUCGAUGUAUGUGGAUUUUCUCGAAACAUUUGUCAAAGAAGUUGACCUAUACAAUCCAACCACUAGCCAUCAUCAUCAUCAAAUGUUGAAUAAUAUUCUCAAAACAUCAGAUCCAAAUAUACAGCGCAUAACAUUAUUGAAAACAUUAUUGCUAAUGUUGGAAUAUCCGCUUAAAUACAUGGAUCUUUAUCGAGUGAAUGGUAAAGAAAGUAUCAUUCAGGGCAUCAAACAAGCUGGUACAAAUUUAUCGGCAUUGUUCAAUGAAGAUUUCAUUACAAGUCGAAUGAUUGCCGUGAAAAUCGUACGGCUAAUAUCAUCAUUGCAUUCAAAUUUCUAUACUCUAUUAUCGCGAACCGAUCUUAUUACAUCACCUGAAGAUGUAGAAUCAAAUUCCGAUUGUUCCGAUGUUUAUCUAUCGCAAACAAAUUUUCAAUCAGCCAUGUCCAUUCUGAGCUAUCUGUUGGCCACCGAAUCUGAGCUUUCUCCUUCGAAUUUUAUGCCACGUGUUUAUACACAUGUAUACAAUCUGGGUAUAUAUCUGCCAUACAUACAAAACCUGGUGGAAGAUCAACAAUUUUUUGUCUAUGAAAAAGGUCUUCAUCUAUUGGCAGCAAUGUUAGCACAUAUUAAAGAGGAAAGUUUAGAAGCUAAUUUUCUUGAUCUUUUACGCCAACAUCCGAUUGAAAAGUCAUUGACAUCUAUUAUGGUAUUCGCAUUGGAUAAACAUAGCCGUACUACAGCGUUAUUAUUAUUCAAACAAUUAGUGAAUUGUUUUGAACCAUCUGGCCGUUAUAAGAUUCUUUAUUCAAUUUUAUCACAAUCACGACAACAUGCCGGAUUUCAGGGUGUUGCCAUUCAAAUGUACAAAGAUUUUGUAUUCGAACAUCAAGUAUAUCAGGGUAGCAAUCUACAUCGAAUGAUUCGAUCGGUCAUUGCUGUUGCAUUACCGCAGGAUGCAAAUUCAGAUCUACUCGAAAGAAAUGAUCUAAUAUUUGGUUUAUUGAAUUUUCUUCGUUACAUUAUGAUUCGUGAUAUACGUCAUCAAAAUCAUACACGUAUAUGGGAUGUAGCUAUUGUUAUACAGGAAAAUUUUCUAAAACCAUUACAUGAAGCAUUAGAAUUAUCCCGAAUUAGCUGUAAAUUGGAGCUAUGUAAAUUAAAAGAUAUGAAAUUGAAAAUGAACAAAAAUGAUCAUCAACAGCAAUUGGUAGGCAAAGGUAAUAAGAAGAAAAAAGGACAAAAUCAUCAUUCAUCAAAAAUCGAUCAAUCAGUUGUUAUUUAUCCGAAUGAAAAACCAAUACAAUGGCCAGAAAUGACAAUCGAACAGGAACAUAAACAAAUUAUGUUUGCAUUACAAAAUUUCGAUCUAAUCGAAAGUAUUCACACAAGACUUAAAGAAAUUAUUGAUGAACAGCAACAGCAGCAACCACAAUAAAGAAAUUUUUAGUCACAUUUAUAUAUUAGUGAGCGGAAAACAAAGAAAAAAAAAUGAAAUUUUUUUUCUUGUUUAUCUCUCAUUUCUUAUUUGCUCGUCAUCAUCAGCUAAUCUAUCGAUUUUAUUAUUAUUAUUAAAAUUCAGAAAAGAAAAGAAAAAAAAUUUCAUAUG